GUUGCUUUCACAGUAUUGAACGAUAACUGUAUAGUCAAAAUUUUAAAUUAUAAACAUUACAAAUAUUUUUAGUUUUAGUAUAAUUGUUUUGACGCAUGAUAGUGUGUAAACAGCUACGGGUUUUGUUAGUUAAUUCGCAAACUUUUAGAACUGUAUAUGUAGGUAAUGUCAUACACUGAGCUUGAACAUGGAUACCAAGGCUUGCGACAAGCUUCUCAGCCACAGUUUUACGUCGAAAAUGAUGGAAAUCUUGUUCCCAUAAGAUCACCUGGUGAAUUGGAGCUGUGCGAGUCGCCUGAGGCGCAGUGUGAUGGCGGCAAGAAGGUGGCGGUGGGCGUCUGCGCCAUGGCCAAGAAGUCGCAGUCGAAGCCCAUGAAGGAAAUACUAACACGUCUCGAUGAAUUUGAAUACAUCAAGAUGAUAGUUUUCCCUGAGGAGGUUAUCCUUAAGAAACCCGUUGAGGAAUGGCCGAUCUGUGAUUGCUUAAUCUCUUUUCACUCUAAAGGCUUCCCACUCGAUAAAGCCAUUCAAUAUGAAAAGUUAAGGAAGCCAUAUGUUAUAAACAACUUGCAUAUGCAAUAUGAUAUACAGGAUCGUAGAAAAGUAUACGCAAUAUUAGAAGGUGAAGGAAUAGAGAUACCAAGAUAUGCCGUCUUAGAUAGAGAUUCACCAGACCCAAAGCAUCACGAGUUAGUGGAAUCGGAGGAUCAUGUGGAAGUGAAUGGUGUUGUGUUCAAUAAACCCUUCGUGGAAAAACCUGUGUCGGCGGAAGACCACAAUAUUUACAUUUACUACCCGACUUCGGCAGGUGGCGGCAGUCAACGUCUGUUUAGGAAAAUUGGUAGUCGCAGUAGUAUUUAUUCACCAGAAUCUAGAGUAAGGAAAACUGGUUCGUUUAUAUAUGAAGACUUUAUGCCGACGGAUGGCACAGAUGUGAAAGUGUACACGGUGGGUCCGGAUUAUGCGCAUGCCGAGGCUAGGAAGAGUCCAGCCCUGGACGGCAAAGUGGAGCGAGAUUCUGAAGGAAAGGAGAUCAGAUACCCCGUUAUACUAUCUAAUCAAGAGAAGCUGAUAUCUCGUAAGGUCUGCUUGGCCUUCAAGCAAACUGUGUGCGGCUUCGAUUUAUUGAGGGCUAACGGCAAAUCGUUCGUAUGCGACGUGAACGGUUUCUCGUUCGUGAAGAACUCGAACAAGUACUACGACGACUGCGCCAAGAUCCUUGGCAAUAUGAUUCUGCGCGAGCUGGCGCCGACGCUGCACAUCCCUUGGUCGGUGCCCUUCCAGCUGGACGACCCGCCCAUCGUGCCCACCACCUUCGGCAAGAUGAUGGAGCUGCGCUGCGUCGUCGGCGUCAUCCGGCACGGCGACCGCACUCCAAAGCAGAAGAUGAAAGUCGAAGUUCGACAUCCAAGAUUCUUUGAAAUAUUUGAGAAAUACGAGGGUUUCAAGCGUGGGCACGUGAAGCUGAAGCGUCCUAAGCAGCUGCAGGAGAUCUUGGACAUCUCGCGCGCGCUGCUCGCUGACAUACACACGCGGCACGCUGACCCCGAGAUUGAGGAGAAGCAGGGCAAGUUAGAACAACUCAAGAGUGUACUUGAAAUGUACGGUCACUUCUCAGGCAUCAACCGCAAGGUGCAGAUGAAGUAUCAGCCGCGAGGUCGGCCGCGGGGCUCCAGCUCUGAUGACGCAGGCAGCGGGGGCGCGGGCGGAGGCGGGGGCGAGCCUUCUCUGGUGCUCAUCCUCAAGUGGGGCGGGGAGCUGACCCCUGCUGGCCGCAUACAGGCAGAGGAGCUCGGCCGCAUGUUCCGCUGCAUGUACCCCGGCGGACAGGGCAGACAUAUACCGGGUGAAGGAAGUACUCAAGGACUAGGCUUGCUUCGCCUACACUCAACGUUUCGACACGAUCUCAAGAUCUACGCGUCAGACGAGGGGCGCGUGCAGAUGACGGCCGCAGCCUUCGCCAAGGGUCUGCUGGCGCUGGAGGGCGAGCUGACGCCCAUCCUGGUGCAGAUGGUCAAGUCCGCCAACACUAAUGGACUGCUCGAUAAUGAUUGUGAUUCGUCUAAAGUACAAAACAUGGCCAAGGCUCGCCUGCACGAGGCGAUGCAGGUGGACCGCGAGUUCACGGAGGAGGACCGAGCGCGCAUCAACCCGUGCUCCUCGCUCAGCAUCAGCGCGGCCAUGCAGCUGGUCAGCAACCCGGUGCGCUGCUGCGCGCACGUGCACGCGCUCAUACAGCGCCUCGUGCACAUCGUGCUCGCCAAGCGCGACGACCCCAAGACUAAAGAUACAAUUUUAUACCACGGCGAGACUUGGGAGUUAAUGGGUCGUCGUUGGGGUAAGAUAGAGAAGGACUUCUGUACGAAGAACAAGAGCUACGACAUAUCGAAGAUCCCGGACAUCUACGACUGCAUCAAGUACGACUUGCAGCACAACCAGCACACGCUGCAGUUCGACCAGGCCGGCGAGCUAUACAUAUACGCCAAGUAUUUAGCAGACAUUGUAAUACCACAAGAGUACGGUCUCACAGUACAAGAAAAGCUGACAAUAAGUCAAGGUAUCUGUACGCCGCUUCUGAAGAAGAUAAGAGCGGACUUGCAAAGAAAUAUUGAAGAAUCCGGUGAAGAAACUGUUAACAGGUUAAAUCCGAGAUACAGCCACGGCGUGUCGAGCCCGGGCCGGCACGUGCGCACGCGCCUCUACUUCACCAGCGAGAGCCACGUGCACUCGCUGCUCACUGUACUGCGCUUCGGCGGACUGCUCGAUGUACUCAAAGAUGAGCAAUGGCGUAGAGCGAUGGAGUACGUAUCAAUGGUGUCGGAGCUGAACUAUAUGUCGCAGAUCGUCGUCAUGUUGUACGAAGAUCCAACUAAGGAUCCCUCAUCUGAAGAAAGGUUCCACGUGGAGCUGCACUUCAGUCCUGGCGUGAACUGCUGCGUGCAGAAGAAUCUGCCGCCCGGUCCUGGUUUCCGACCUCACAGCCGUAACCACUCCACCACCAACAACUCGAGUUCGUCUGAUGAAGUCAAAUGUAUAGAGGAAGAAGGAGAAGACGAUCAGAUGGCGAGUCAGGAAACAUUGCAACCGGACAAUUUGGAUUAUAUGGACAGUGCAUUCUCCCUCAAGAGUACCUUGAUGUCAAAACUGAGACCUUCGGAUCCUAUACCAAUAUGUAAUCAGCACUAUACAGUGAGCGGGCACGAGGCGGUGUCACUCGCAGCGCGACUGAACGAGGAGCUGCGCGCGCGCUGCCACGCCCUCGCGCCCGCUACUGGCGUGCUGCGGGAACACUCACAGAGUGAAGAGAAAGAGUGCAAGGAGUCUGAAGAGCCGCAACCGCGUGCCCGCAGCUACGACCAGCAUAAGCAGACCCAUGACAAUGUCGGAGACGACACGUUUUACUGCAAUUUGCGUGAGCAAGUGUUGGGUCGUCUCGGGUCGCGCGCGGUCGUUCACGACCUCGUGUGUCGACGCGCGCUCCCCUCCACCGACCGCUACCAGAGUCUCCAGUGCUUCGAUGACGACGAAGGGCGGCGCCAGCGGCACAGCAUCGCCGGCCAGAUGACCUACCUCAAGAUGCUGGGCGUGACCGUGCGCGACAAGGAGGCCGGGGCCGCGGGGCUCUUCAGCACGGCCGUCAUCUCGGGCUCCAGCUCGGCGCCCAAUCUGCGCGUCAUGAUACCCACCGCCGCCGCCGCCGCCAACUGUUACGGCGGCGUACCUGCGAUCCGACCGCUGGAGACGCUGCACAACGCGCUGUCGUUGCGCCAGUUGGACGCGUUCCUAGAGCGAGUUACCGCAGCGCCCGUGCUGGCGGGCACACCGCCGCACGCCACACCCGGCACCAGCGCCCUGCCUGACACGCCCGCAGACUGCACCACAGACACCACAAAGCGACACUCGCCCACCAACAGUGUUGGUUGGAGCGGGCCGUCAUCGUUGAUGUCGUCGUCGGGCGAGUUGCCGAGCGGAGUGUCCUCCGCGGGGCCCUCCUCUCCCACAUCCGCAAACACCGACCACGCUCGACUUCCAGACAGUAGCUAUUGGAGUAGAAAUGUGGCGAGCGUGGUCCCCAUGCCCCAGUGGGACGGGGAGGCGGCCACGUUGUGCGCGCACGACGCCGGCCUGCGCGCGCUCGCGACACACGCACACGCACGCGCAGGUUCGUGUAUUAGCGGUGAAGUGACGCCCGUGUCGGCCGCCUCAGACCUGGAAUUCAACAGCAACGAGGCGACCGCCGGAUCCGGCACCGACCACGACCUGCUGAGCGCAGAAGGUGAAGAUGAUGAAGAUACUUUAUCAGUAGACGCGUGCUCGUCACCUAUGAGAAUUAUUAAAAACGAUUUGACAUCACUAUCUCAGUCUCCAGACAAUCUUGUUAAGAUGGACGAUUGUGAGGCGUCGACGAGCAAAGCCUCGGAUAUAUACGGACUUAGUUUUCAACAAACUAAAGAAAACUUGUACAAAGAUAUGCCUUCGAGCAGUAAAAACUAUAACAACGAAUACGAUGUUAAGAAUAAAUGUUUUAAAACGGAUAGUUCACAGCAAUGGAGCAAUUUGGACUCGUUGAACUUGCAGAAUAAAGAUAAUAAUAAGUCUAAAGCGAAAAUAAACGAUAUAUUGAAUAACGGAAGUAGAAGAUAUAGUGAUAGCAGUGCUCAGAGAAGUAACGUCAGCUCGCAGGUGACGGGCGGCAGCAGGUUUAAGACAACUUUAGUGGACGAGGAAGAAUUUCGCGCCAGCACGUCAGACAGUAAGUCGACUGACACAACGGAGCAGGCUGACACGCUCGCCGCGCCUCUAGUGACCAAAGCGAAAAACAUUAGUGUCAAACCUGGCUUCAGCAUCACUGACACCUAACCUUAAAACAAUUGCCCGAUAUUUGUCAACUUUUCGAAAUUCAACCAAUAAAAUCUAAUUGGACAUACGU
Messenger RNA from Papilio machaon (common yellow swallowtail), 4930 nucleotides. Its product is annotated as inositol hexakisphosphate and diphosphoinositol-pentakisphosphate kinase 2. Gene Ontology annotation, biological process: inositol metabolic process; inositol phosphate biosynthetic process. Lineage: Eukaryota; Metazoa; Arthropoda; Insecta; Lepidoptera; Papilionidae. The record is from RefSeq and is a predicted model, not a curated record. The transcript has 29 exons. Bases 166 to 4860 code for a protein of 1564 amino acids. Gene Ontology annotation, molecular function: inositol hexakisphosphate kinase activity; diphosphoinositol pentakisphosphate kinase activity; 5-diphosphoinositol pentakisphosphate 1-kinase activity. Gene Ontology annotation, cellular component: cytosol.